Messenger RNA from Astrephomene gubernaculifera, 795 nucleotides. Lineage: Eukaryota; Viridiplantae; Chlorophyta; Chlorophyceae; Chlamydomonadales; Astrephomenaceae. The record is from the annotation of a GenBank genome assembly.
CGAUCUGCAGCAGUAUAAAAGCUAAUUCAACCCACAUAUUCAUACUUUAAGUAGGCUAAAGUAAUUGUUACCAGUCCCUUAACGCACGUUACUGAAGCCCCAGGCAAAAUGCCGGAAAGGGAGGAGCAGGUCCUUGAGCAGCUGUUGGAGAAGGCGUGCCCACGACCAGCAUACCUUGCUUCAUCGCACGGUGGCCCGGUACUGGCGCUGGCCUUGCACUGCCGGAUGAUUGAAGCAGGCUUCGUGCUAGGCACGGAAGCUGGGGCCAACCCGUCUCCCGAGGCACGCUACAUGCCGCAUAGGAACUGGAAUGGGGAUUAUCUGGACCAAUGGGUGUUUGAGUACACGAAGCCCGGCAAGGCCCGGAAGUUUACACUGCAUUGCUCGCUCCAGGCGCGAAGCAAGCGCAUGUACAUCCACGCCUCGGAGGAGAACAACCAGGGAAACACCUGCGUGCUGGGCCUGCAGCUGGACAACUACGUGCCCGACACCGCCCCCCUGCGCUCCAACCGCUGGACCGGCGUGCUGCGUGAGGCGGCCAAGAUGAAGGCCCUCUUCACGCAGUACGUCACGCAACCGCUAACGGAAAACGCGCAGGACGACCAGCAGCCGGAGGCACCGGCGGCCCCCCCGCAGCAACAACCAGCGGGUGCUGGGGCUGCGGCGGCUCCAGGAGCGGUUGGGGCGGCUGUGGCCGCAGCCGCGGCCCCAGCGCUGCAGCCGCCGGCGGUGGCGGGCGGUGCCGCUGCUGGCGGCUGGUGGGCUGCAUUGGCGGGCGGGCGGCUGCAGCGGCCG